AUGGAUUUCUUCCGCAAAAGCGACACUCCAGAGGACGAGAUCCAACGAGCGCCCGAUCAGGAUGUCGAGAAAUCGGUGCCCGCGCACCAGGAGAGUGGUCCAGUCCACCCCACCGCUGUGACUCCUACACCGGUUGAUCCGGAAUUGGAGAAGCGAGUUCUGAGGAAGAUAGAUUGGCGACUCCCGACCUUGAUGGGAUUUUUCUUAACAUUGGGUCUGUCCAACCUCACUUUUUCCAUGGAAACCCCCUUCCCCUCCGCCGAAAAGGACCGCGAAGCUAACCAGAAGAAAUCUAGAAAUGCGAAAAUUGCAGGCAUGGAGGAAGACCUAUCUCUCACGGACAAGCGUUACUCCUGGCUGCUGACGAUAUUCUACAUCUCCUACACGGUCUUCGAAUUUCAAGCGCUCAUGUGGAAAAUCGUCAAACCACACCAAUGGGCUGCCUUUGUGGUUUUUUCCUGGGGGUUGGUCGCGACUUGCCAAGCGGCGGUGAAGAAUUGGCAAGGUAUGAUGGCGCUGCGAUUCCUCAUGGGGGUCUUUGAGGCCGGGUUUGGCCCUGGCGUGCCAUACCUGUUGUCGUUCUUCUAUCGUCGCCACGAGCUGGGUCUCCGGUGCGGUCUAUUUUUGUCGGCGGCUCCACUGGCAAACACUUUUGCAGGCGCCCUUGCCUAUGGCAUCACUUCAGGCCAUGCCGCAUUGCCGAAUUGGCGGCUACUGUUCCUGGUCGAAGGCCUCCCGGUCUGUGCGGCAGCUAUCCUCGCAUGGUUCUAUGUUCCGGAUAAGCCGUCGACGGCCAAAUUCCUGACCGAGGAAGAGAAAGAUGUGGCUCGCACCCGUGCACUUCAGCAGGCAGGAGACGCCGAGCGUGAAGGCAAGGUCCAAUGGAGAGAAUUGGCCGAGACUCUCUUGGAUGCGAAGGCAUGGUUCACCGCAUUGAUGUACUUUAGCUGCAACGUCAGUUUCUCGUCCCUGCCUGUGUUUUUGCCCACCAUCCUCAAGGAAAUGGGGUUCACCUCGAUCAAUGCCCAGGGUCUCACGGCACCCCCGUUCUUCGCGUCCUUCCUAUGCACCAUUGCAACCACCUGGGUGGCGGAUCGGAUUCAACAGCGUGGAUUGAUGAUCGCGAUUCUCUCGGCGAUCGGCGGUGUGGGGUACAUUCUGUGUGCCACCUGCAAAUCGGUGGCCGUGCGAUAUUUCGGUGUGUUUCUGGCCGCGUGUGGAGUCUUUCCGUCGAUCGCCAAUAUUCUGCCGUGGGGCUCAGAUACCCGCCGUGGUGGAGGCAUUAUCCUACUUAAUAUCAUCGGCCAAUGUGGUCCUUUCCUGGGCACCAAUGUGUUCCCCGACAGCCAAGCUCCGUUCUAUGUCAAGGGCAUGUCGAUCUGUGCGGCGUUCAUGUUCUUCACGACGUUGCUUGCCCUAAGCUUGCGCGUCCUGCUGGUCUGGGAGAACCGCCAGCUCGACAAGAAGUAUGGGCCGAAGGUCGAGGUCGACCCGACCAAGGGUGUGGCCAUGACGGCAGGAGAGGACAAUUACGGAGCCAGCUAUCGUUACGUGCUGUAA
Penicillium macrosclerotiorum is the source of this 1560-nucleotide messenger RNA. RefSeq names its product putative MFS transporter. The transcript is spliced from 5 exons. Gene Ontology annotation, cellular component: membrane. Gene Ontology annotation, biological process: transmembrane transport. Gene Ontology annotation, molecular function: transmembrane transporter activity. NCBI's taxonomy places the organism in Eukaryota, Fungi, Ascomycota, Eurotiomycetes, Eurotiales, Aspergillaceae. The record is from RefSeq and is a predicted model, not a curated record. The coding region runs from base 1 to 1560 and encodes 519 amino acids.